Messenger RNA from Moneuplotes crassus, 2305 nucleotides. NCBI's taxonomy places the organism in Eukaryota, Ciliophora, Spirotrichea, Euplotida, Euplotidae. The record is from the annotation of a GenBank genome assembly.
GAUUCAAAUGUCAUCAACUAAGAUCAGGACUAACAGCCUUUAUUCAGAUGAGAAGGAAUAUGAGAGAAUUAAGCAAGGACUCAAAGAAAAUAUCAACUUAAUUUGAAAGAAUGUCAUAAGGCGACUCAGCCAGGACCCUCAAUACGAGAAUGUGAAAAUGGGACAAGUUAAGAAAAUGCUCUAAUUGAUAAUUAUCUCUCCAAUAGUAAACAGAAAAAUAAUGAGAACCUCAGCAGAUUGAGCAAGAACUCUGCUAUAGAAAUUGAUCUGGAUGAAACAGAUGAUGAGACUGUUAAAAUAACAGAAAAAACAAGGAAAAGUAUAUAUCUCCCUGCGCAUGAUCUCUCUCUUGACGAAUUCUGUAAAACUUUCAAAGAGAAAAUACAGAUAAACAAGGCAGGGCCAGCUAGAAAAAGUCAAUCUGUCAGCAAGUACAUGUUGGCUAGUAUGUCCAGAAAGAAUAGGAUCAUAAAGGAUUCCUAUAGAGUAAAAAUUAUCAAGAGACCAUACUCCAAAGACACGAAUAACUCUGCAGUUGAACGCAUCAAGGACCGGAAAUAACAAACAGAACCUAGCUAGAAUAGCCAGGGAGGUCAAGAAAAAGUUUGAGAAGCAGUUCCUAGAGACUAGCAACUCUUUUAGGGAUUACAUCAUUGAAAAUCGCAAACGGAGUCUUCAGAAAACUGAACAAUCAAAGAGAGGAAAGCUCUUUACACCAGCACUGACUCCUGGACCUAGAGUUCCUCAAUCCCAAGAAGGACAAUUCACGAAUAUCAGUUCUUAUAAUGAUUGCUCAACUCAGCCUGAAUUCAUCAAAGUUGGGAUGAGAAGGAUUAGGAAGCAGUCAAAGCUUCAUGUUACUACAGACAUUGAUAAAGAAAGUAUGCCCAACAUCUUAAACCAGGAGAGCUCUUCCCAUCAGUACAACAGAAGCCAAUCAAAAGAGAAGAACUUUGUAGUUCCUAGUAUAAAAGAUCUUGUAAAAAGAGGGUUGGCUCCGAACUCUCCUGCUUCCUUCAAAUAUAGUGCUCUAUCAGGAUUGGAAGAAUGAGAUAUUCCUGAUACUCUUAGAAGAAUGCAAGAGUAUCUCAUAAAGCAUGAGGUAAACCCUAAGCCUGCUAGCUUUUUCAUCUUCAUCAAACAUCUGGUCAAACUUUGAGAAGAGAUGAAAUGAUUUGACCUGGAGUUUCACUCCAAAAAGAUGCAGGGGGAUUUUCAUGUGGAACUCAGGAAAAUAGAUGAAGCCAAAGAGGUAUACACAAAGUUGGUCAAACUUGCUGAUAAACAUAACAAAUAUAAAGAGCUCAUGAUAAUGUACCAGCAGAUUGGGUAUUGAGACCAUGUCAUGAGACGAUAUGACGAAGCCAUUAUUUGGUUCAAGAAAUUACUUGAACUCGCAUGGUUUGAGAAAGACAAUGAGGCAGAAACUAUUGCUUAUAUCAACAUGGCAACAUCCUACUUCUUUCAAGGAGAUUUGGAUAAAGCUAAUUAUUACCAUGACCGUAUGAUGGGAGGAAAGUUGGAAAACGAAAAGAGCUCUCUGAAAACAAUGUCCUACAACGUUCUCAAAAAUCGAAGAGAUCUUAAAAAUGACAAAAAAUUCAGAAGAAAACAAGUGGCAGUUGUAAAGCCUCAGAACCAGACCCUUCCGUCUCCAAGGGAGCAUCAUAAGACCAACAGUUUGAUAGACCCAACUGUCAAUCUUCUUCCCCACUACUUCGUUGGUGAAGACAUUGUCUUCCAGGAAGCUUUAAAGGAAUAUUCUCGAAAAAUGAAAUACAACUUAUUUAGAAAAGGAAGCAAGCUACUUGAAGUUAUCGAUACUCAUAAAUUUCUCGAGGAGAAGAAAUAACAAAGCAGAUGGAUCUUCUACCUCAGGUCAUCCUAUGGUUGAGGAGUUUAAAAGACCUGAACUUCAGUAUUUGAAUCGCAAACCAAAGAUGCCAUACCUUCGUAAAGAGAAGUCUAAGAAGAGGUAGCCAGAUUAGAAUGAACUUCUUCAAAGUUAGCCAUAGCCCAAGUAUCCCUAGAAAAUCUGAAGCCUUCACUAAGAAAGAUUUCGGCAAAGGAUAUUUUAAGAAGAUAGUACAGACAGCAAAGAAUCGUAAUGAAGUAUCUUCUAAAAAGAGAGACUUUACUAUACAGUCUCAUUUAAGCGAAAUCAAAAUGGAGUCUUUAUCCCAAUAUUCUCCUCAAGAUCUUGUAGAAACUAUGAAAAAGGCUGUUGGUGUCCUCAUGUUCAAAUGGAAAGAAUUUAUUGGAAACAAUAAGCCAAGUACUUAAGUCUAAUAAUCUCCUGAUGAUA